Molecule: messenger RNA, 399 nt
Organism: Penicillium soppii
Lineage: Eukaryota; Fungi; Ascomycota; Eurotiomycetes; Eurotiales; Aspergillaceae
Exons: 2
Coding region: 1-399 (132 amino acids)
Source: RefSeq, a predicted model, not a curated record
AUGACGCAGUCCUUUCUUCCGACUCAGAAGAGUGAGACUGAGUCAUUUAUUCGAUUCAAUCGAUCAAUUCUCCGACAUAGUGGAUUACGUGUAAUUCUUAUGUGUGGACGCGCAGUGCCGGGUCUUGUUCUGCCCAAAGAGCGUGAAGAGACUCGCCUUAAGCUAGAAGCUGAAUGGCGCAAAAGUCACAGAAUAUCCGAGGUGCUUCGUUUCACAUCAGCUAUCACCAGGACUACUAAUAUCCACCCCUACGCUGGUGAUAACGGAAGUGUCCUGACAAAGGUUAUCCGGGAUUGCAUGAAUGAAUGGAAAGGAAUCCAGGAACCUUUGACGCUCAAAACUCUUCACCCAAUGACUCGCCUAUGGCUCACGCUCAGAGGAUUUGCGACAGACGAAUAA